This is a messenger RNA of Physeter macrocephalus (sperm whale), 4475 nucleotides long. It is a transcript of the gene PHC2, whose product is annotated as polyhomeotic homolog 2. The transcript has 15 exons. Gene Ontology annotation, molecular function: chromatin binding; histone binding; zinc ion binding. Gene Ontology annotation, biological process: negative regulation of DNA-templated transcription. Gene Ontology annotation, cellular component: PRC1 complex; nucleus. The record is from RefSeq and is a predicted model, not a curated record. Lineage: Eukaryota; Metazoa; Chordata; Mammalia; Artiodactyla; Physeteridae. Bases 562 to 3210 code for a protein of 882 amino acids.
AGGGCUUGCGGGAGGCUGCGGGGUAGCUGCUGAAGCACCGGCACUCGCGCUGUUUCUCGGGUCGCCGAGCCCCUCCCGCGCAGAGGCCCGAGCCUCAGCAGCCCGUGGCCUUGCGCGGCCUGCGUCUCUUCCGCGCAUCCCGCAGAGUGCGAGGAGACCCAGGGGUCGGGCCUGACCUCGGCGCCCCUCUCCAGCCGCGACCUGACAGUCCAGCCGCCGGCACUUUUGACCCGGAGUCAAGCUGGGGCCCCGGUGGGACGAAGGCAAGAGUGGUGCUUGGGGGCCACCAGCCAAGGGACCUGGGGAUUUUCGGUGCAGGGAGGAGCGGACAAUCCCCUAAAGGAAAGGCAGGCCCCAAGAUUUGCCAGGUUUCAGAAGGAGGGAUGCCCAAGAAAGGCACUGGCCCCUUGUUUUCUGUGCUGGGUGAUGACCUGACAUUCAUGGGAAAAGGUCACUGCUGGACACCUGGAUCGGGUCUGUCAUGUCCAGAGGAAGCGGCUGUUUUGCCACCUGCCUGCUCAUCUGCCACCUGAGCAUCCUGACUGUGCCAUCCCGUAGGCCAUGGAGAACGAGCUGCCAGUCCCCCAUACGUCUAGCAGCGCGAGUGUCGCCAGCAGUACCAGCGGCGUCAGUAGCAGCAGUGGCGGCAACAAUAGCAGCAGCGGUGGCAGUGGCCGCCCCACGGGGCCCCAGAUUUCUGUGUACGGUGGCAUUCCUGACCGGCAGACUGUGCAGGUGAUCCAGCAAGCCCUGCACCGGCAGCCCAGCACGGCGGCCCAGUACCUGCAGCAGAUGUACGCGGCCCAGCAGCAGCACCUCAUGCUGCAGACGGCGGCCCUGCAGCAGCAGCACCUCAGCAGCGCCCAGCUCCAGAGCCUCGCGGCCGUGCAGCAGGCAAGCCUGGUGGCCAGCAGACAAGGGAGCACUUCAGGCAGCAGUGUGUCUGCACAGACCCCCGCCCAGUCAUCCUCGAUCAAUCUGGCAGCCUCCCCGGCAGCAGCCCAGCUCAUCAACCGGGCUCAGAGUGUCAACUCAGCAGCAGCCUCAGGCAUCGCCCAGCAGGCUGUGCUCUUGGGCAACACGUCUUCUCCAGCCCUGACUGCAAGCCAAGCACAGAUGUAUCUGCGGGCACAGAUGGCCCAGCCAGGUAACCUGGUGCAGGUAGCUAGGAGCCUAGGCGGCACUGUUCCUUUGUCCCCUCAGCUCAUCUUCACGCCCACGGCCACCGUCGCUACUGUGCAGCCUGAGCUCGGCACUGGCUCCCCCGCCCGGCCCCCCACCCCCGCCCAGGUACAGAACUUGACCCUCCGAACACAGCAGACACCAACUGCAGCAGCCUCGGGCCCUACCCCCACUCAGCCUGUCCUGCCCAGCUUGGCCCUGAAGCCCACGCCGGGUGGUAGCCAGCCUCUGCCUACCCCAUCACAAGGCAGAAACACUGCUCAGGGUUCCCCUGCAGGUGCCAAGCCUGGCAUAACUGACAGUGUGAUGGAGCCACUCAAGAAAGGAGAUGGCAACAGCAGUGUGCCAGGGAGCUUGGAGGGUCGGGCUGGGCUCAGCCGAAUGGUACCUGCUGUGGCAACCCACCCCCUCAUUGCACCAGCCUAUGCUCAGCUGCAGCCACACCAGCUCCUCUCCCAGCCAUCCUCAAAGCACCUGCAGCCGCAGUUUGGGAUCCAGCAGCAGCAACAGCAAGCAUCACAACAGCUGCCGCCGCCCCAGCCAUCACAGCCAGCGCUCCAAGCCCCAUCCCACCCCCAGCUGGCCUCGGUCCCUCCAAGCCUGGCCCUGCAGCCCGGCCCCGAAGCCCCUGCCAUGCCGCUAGGCCCGGUCCCAUCCACCCUGCCUCUCCAGUGUCCCGCUGCCAACCUGCACAAGCCUGGCAGCACUCAGCAGUGUCACCCUCCCGCGCCAGAUGUCAGGCCUCACAAUGGAUACCCUGAGGGCCUGUCUCACACCCCUCAACACAGGUUCCAGCAUGCCUCGGCUGUCAUCUUACAACUGCAACCUGCUUCGCCAGUGCCCCAGCAGUGCACCCCCGAUGACUGGAAGGAAGUGGUACCUAGAGAGAAGAGUGGGCCUGAGACUCGGUCUGACCCAUCACCGCAUCAGCAAGCCAUCGUCACUGCCAUGCCAGGUGGCCUGCCUGUACCCAAGAGCCCGAACAUCCAGCAGUCCCCAGCUCAUGAGACAGGGCAGGGCAUUGUUCAUGCACUGACCGACCUCAGCAGCCCCGGCAUGACCUCAGGGAACGGAAACUCUGCCUCCAGCAUCACCGGCACUGCCCCCCAGAAUGGUGAGAAUAAACCACCACAGGCCAUUGUGAAACCCCAAAUCCUGACGCAUGUUAUCGAAGGGUUUGUGAUCCAGGAGGGGGCGGAGCCUUUCCCGGUGGGACGCUCAUCCCUGCUGGUGGGGAAUCUCAAGAAGAAGUAUGCACAGGGGUUCUUGCCUGAGAAACUUCCGCAGCAGGACCAUACCACCACCACUGACUCAGAGAUGGAGGAGCCCUAUCUGCAAGAAUCCAAGGAGGAGGGUACUCCCCUUAAACUCAAGUGUGAGCUCUGUGGCCGGGUGGACUUUGCCUACAAGUUCAAGCGUUCCAAGCGCUUCUGCUCCAUGGCUUGUGCAAAAAGGUACAAUGUGGGAUGCACCAAACGAGUGGGCCUUUUCCACUCGGACCGGAGCAAGCUGCAGAAGGCAGGAGCCACAACCCACAACCGCCGUCGGGCCAGCAAAGCCAGUCUGCCAACACUUACCAAGGAUACCAAGAAGCAGCCAGCAGGCACUGUACCCCUCUCAGUUGCUGCCGCACUGCAGCUAACACACAGCCAGGAAGACUCCAGCCGUUGCUCCGACAACUCAAGCUACGAGGAGCCCCUGUCACCCAUCUCAGCCAGCUCAUCCACCUCCCGCCGGCGACAAGGCCAGCGGGACCUGGAGCUCCCUGACGUGCACAUGCGGGACCUGGUGGGCAUAGGGCACCACUUCCUGCCAAGCGAGCCCACCAAAUGGAAUGUGGAAGAUGUCUAUGAAUUCAUCCGCUCUCUGCCAGGCUGCCAGGAGAUAGCAGAGGAAUUCCGUGCCCAGGAAAUCGACGGGCAAGCUCUGCUGCUGCUCAAGGAGGACCACCUGAUGAGUGCCAUGAACAUCAAGCUGGGGCCUGCCCUCAAGAUCUAUGCACGCAUCAGCAUGCUCAAGGACUCCUAGGGCUGGCCGGCCACCGGGUUUCCAGCCCCGGGCUCCUCCUCCCGAAUGAGCACAGCCAGCGGACACUCCUGGGGGCCCAGAAAUGGGGCCAGUUGAGGGAAGGGGCCUUCCCUGUGGGGCAUGGCUGGGGAGGAGGUCUCGGCACCUCCUCAAUGGCUCUCAGGGGCCUUUCUUUCUGUGGGAGGGGCAGAGAGGUAGGUGGCGCAGAAGAUGGGGCUUUAUGCUUGUACAUAUUGAUAGCACUGGCUUCCUCCAAAGUCCCACUACUCUAGCCCCGCUCUCUUCCCCUCCCUCUGUCCCCCAUUUUCCAGGGGGUAUACGGUCAGGGCUCCCAACCUGAGUUGGGUCACUUCCAAGGGCAGCCGUCAGGCCUGCCUAGAGGCCUCGGAAGCCCUUGCCUGCCUUCCUCCACUUCUUUCUCCGGGCCCAGCUAACUCUCCCGCUGCCAGCUUCUCCCACUGCAGCCUGUUUCUGAAGCAGCCAGAAGGGUUCUCCCCCUUCACCCUCUACAGGUGGAGGGAGAGAAGUUGGGCCCAGUUUGGCCACGCCUGCUGGCACAGACGCCUUAACGCUGUGUGUGUGACUGUGUGACUGUGUGGGAGCCUGGACUGACUGGCCGAGAGCCACCCUCUGGCAUCUCCAGGUGUUUUGUAGCAAACAGCCACUUAGUGCUUUGUCCUGGACUCCACUCAGCCUCAGGAUGGGGAAUAGGAAAGAAGGGCCGCCUCAGUGCAGAGAGGCACGAUCAGAAAGUGAUGAAGAUUAGUAGGAGAUUUUCCUUUCCAGAUGGCCGUGGUGUCUCCGCAGCCCCUUCCCGCACUGUGACAUCCCCCUGACUGCCCUGCUGUGUCACAGGCGGCACUGAGGAAGCUGCUGGUGGGCUGGGCUGGGCCGGGCCGGGCCACGCCUCCCCAUCUGCCUGCCCGCCCGCCCUGGGAGCCCAGCGGUGGGGCCCAGGGAACGUCCAAGGGCAGAAGAGCUGGAGUGACCACCAGUGAGGUGAAGAAGGCGGCCUGCGGCCUCGGGUCCCACACUUCUCUGCCUCUGGAACUCGCUGGCGCGGUCUGAGCUGCCGUGGAGGAGGCGGGGCCACCUCUGACUUGCCGGGGCCUCUGCAGACUCCUGGGGACAGUGGGACUCUCCCUGGGCGGAGGGUGGGUGCCCUUCUGAGCUUGUUCUGUUCCCCACUCACACCCCCCAGGCAGGGUUGGAAUGAAGGACUUUUUUAACCUUUUGUUUUUUUAAAAAUAAAUCCGUAAAAUCUG